AAUUAAGUUGCUAGUGCCGCGUUAAAAGUUGGUUGAAUUUUAAUUAAAGUGUAAAUUUAUGUAUUGAAUACAGUAAAUAAAUGAUUUAUUAAGAGUAAAAAAGAGCUGUUAAAAAAAAAAUGUUCCAUGUACGGUUUGAAAAACAAUAAAGAAUUCAAUUAUUGUUUUGUAUACAAAAUUAACAACACGUCACAGAUAUUCCAAAUUGUAGCCGCAAGCAACAACAAUAAACAUAAACAAGUCACAAGAGAGGGAAACAAAAAAGAAAUAGUACUGCGUGGCAUUUUUGUAUAGUUGUUGUUGUAGUUGCUGUUGUUAUCAGAUUGUGUUGGCAUUUUGAAAAAAGUCAAUCGUUCACAAUCGUCAGUCAGAAAUAAGCAAGUGAACGAGUGAGUGGUGUUGCUGGGCAACAAACGACGAGCGGCGCAACUUAAGUGAAAUUUUUUAAGCGUUUUCAUUUGGCAGAUAUUAUUUGAGCUCACAUUUCUUUAAACACACAUACCAAGUGCAAUAAUGGCCAUUAAACCUGGUUUGGGUCGCAAGACUGGCAGCAAGAAUCCACCAAUCUUAAGUCAUGAGUUUGUAAUACAGAAUCAUGCCGACAUUAUUUCAUGCAUAACUAUGAUUUUUGUGGUUGGCCUAAUGGACGAGACCACUUCACCAUUCGCUAGUGCCUUUAUAUCCCUUAAUCAUAAUGUUACCGGUGAGAUCCCUACUCGGGAAAAUCCACUUGGCAAACCCUUCACUUAUAUGGCUGGCAUUAAGGACUAUUGUACAGUAUUCUUUUACACUUUAACUUGUAUUAUUAUGCAUGCAGUCCUGCAGGAAUUUGUGUUGGAUAAAAUCUCCAAGAAGUUGCACUUGUCCAAAUUCAAAUUGGGAAUGCUUAAUGAAUCAGGUCAACUAAUCGCUUUCUAUUUGCUGGCAUUUUUCUGGGGCGCAAAUGUUGUACUCAAUGAGGGCUACUUCUUUAAAUUGUCUUUGCUAUGGGACGAUUUUCCUAAUCAUUCCAUGACGUUCCUUCACAAAUUCUUUUUUGUUAUCCUAAUGGCAUACUAUCUCCACAUGUUGCCUGAGUUAUAUUUCCAGAAAGUGAAGAAAGAAGAUCAGCAACCAAAAAUUAUACAUUCAAUCAGUGGUUUCUCUGUUAUCUGUUUAGCAUAUACACUCAAUUUCCAACGAGUUGCUUUGGUGUUGCUUACACUACACUACUUGGGUGAGAUAGUGGCUCAUGCUUUCCAACUCAUUAGUGUCUUUGAUCGCAAUGAGAAAUACACCAAAUUCAGUAUCAUCAAUAGCGCCGUUUUUGUCUUUGUACGUUUCGCCACAUUGGUGCUUGGAGUUUUGACUUUAUACUACGGCAUUGCUAAUACAGACUUUAAAGUACGUGCCUUCCUUGCUUUGGUUGGAUUGAUGGUGCUGCAGGGUUAUCUCUUCUUCUCGUUCAUCACUGAACAAUUACGUAUUAAGCGUGAAUCGAAACGUGAAGCAAACAAAUUGGCAUCACAGGUUAAAAAGUCCAAAGCAGCAAAGGAAAAGGCUAAGCGUAAGAAGGAGAGUGAUUUGCCUGAAGCUGACCAACCACCAAGACCAGUCAAACCAAAAGUCAAAUAGAUUUCUCGUUUUUUUUCACUUUUCAAGUACAUGUACUUGUGUACAUGGUUUAAUUAAAGGCGUUCUUCCAGCGAAUCAUAUUCGGUUUUUUGAAAUAAUUAAUUUAAUUAUUAUUUAUUUGUUAGAAAUCACAAUAAUUAAAAAUGAAAUAAAC
Molecule: messenger RNA, 1768 nt
Organism: Teleopsis dalmanni
Lineage: Eukaryota; Metazoa; Arthropoda; Insecta; Diptera; Diopsidae
Gene: TRAM
Product: translocating chain-associated membrane protein 1-like 1
Exons: 5
Coding region: 514-1614 (366 amino acids)
Biological process (GO): protein insertion into ER membrane; SRP-dependent cotranslational protein targeting to membrane, translocation
Cellular component (GO): endoplasmic reticulum membrane
Source: RefSeq, a predicted model, not a curated record